This is a messenger RNA of Symbiodinium necroappetens, 1467 nucleotides long. The record is from the annotation of a GenBank genome assembly. NCBI's taxonomy places the organism in Eukaryota, Dinophyceae, Suessiales, Symbiodiniaceae.
AUGCUCGCUGGUGGAGCAGGGCUUGGAGGGAUCGGUUUGGGUGGAGUUGGCCUGGGCAUGGGCAACAUGGGCAUGCCCAGCAUGGCAAUGCCCACACCCGGCCUGUCAGUUCCAGGUGCCAGUGCCGCGCCGGAUCUGGAUCCAUUGAAACCAGCCACUACUCCAAUGGACUUCUCCAAGCUAGGGGCAAAUAUGCCCAGUCAAGAGUUCCCUGUGCCGCGAGACAUGGUGGAGUACCUCAUGACGCCUGAACACCGGCAGAUUCUCCUUGAGGAAUCAGGCUGUGAUGUCGACUGGGCGCCAGAUGAGUCCAAGGUGCAGUUGGCACUCCAGAUGCAUUCAACGAAGCAUUGUGGCAACCAUUGCCCGGGGAUGGUGGUAGCAAAGUGCAUGCCUGCCGAGUGGCGCAUGCUCUGGCUGCUUUGUACAUCAGCUCAGCACCAGACCCCUGACGAGCUGACACGCGACGUGGAACGGGCGAGAGAUGAAGUAUGCGAAUGGUGGCAGCAGUACCAGCGCCUUUUCCGAAAGCAUUGGCAGACAGCCAAUCGUGCUGAACGGCGAGCACAUCUCUUUGAGACUGUGCCACUGCUUCCCAAGGCCAGAUCUCAUCCGCGCACUCUUACGGGUGAAGAUGCGGAGGGAUUCUCUGACCUAUGUCCCGAACUUAACUUGGAGGACCUUUCCGCAGAUCCGCAUGUGCUCUUGGAUGUUCUGGACAUACGGUGCCACGCGGACAUGGCUGUGCAGAGAAGAGCUCAAGACGACGACCUUGCGUUGUCGCGGGCACUGGCCGGCCGGAAGUCACGGCACAGAUCUGGCCUUGUUCGGAAGCUCUUUUAUUUGAGAGACCCGGUGACCACGACUGUCACGGGGCCUCUUCAAGGUCAGGGAGAGGAGGACUCGGCGUGGAAGUCACGAGCAUCCGACCUGGUCAUGGAGUCGGAGAUCUGGUGGACUGUCCUCUUUCGCCAACAUUCGAUCUACACCAUGUUGUCGAAUGUGUUGAAGGAGCACUUCGAAGUUCAGGGACUUCAAGGGUAUCUGGAGCCGCAGUCAGAGAUGGGCCAGCAGAUGGGAGACACAGACGAUCUGAACGACAGCUAUGACUGGCUAGAGGAUGCAGCGAUCUGGUGCAGUGCGGUGGUGCUGCUUUGCCUGUUGGCUUGGCUUGUCUUUACCUGGUAUCGUGGAGAUGCUGCACUUGGACCUCCACGUGACUUGUGCUGUCCGAUGUCGCUAGAAUUGUUCACAGAUCCUGUGGUGGCUGCGGACGGUGAGACUUACGAGCGGGGGUGGAUCGAAAAAUGGAUCCUCGAGAAGUCACCGGAAGUCAGACCUCGUCAAGGCACAGGUGUGAUCUCCCCAAUGGGUCAUGGCAUUCUCAGCCAUACGAAAUUGGUGAGCAACCAGACAGUGCGCCGAUUGGCCAACCAGUGGCGGGAAAAGAACGUGAAGAUGGACUGA